AUGUCGUUAUCAUUACGUCCAUUAGUUGGUAUAGGUAUAAUUGUUGUUUAUCCUGAUCGUUAUCCUGAUAGUGUACUUAUAUCAGAACGUUUAUCAAGUCAUGGUAAAGGUUGUCAUCAAUUACCAGGUGGUCAUCUUGAAUAUGGAGAAUCAUUUGAAGAAUGUGCUCAAAGAGAAUUAAAAGAAGAAACAAAUCUUGAUUGUUUAUCUUCUUCUUUUAAAUUAGUUCAUGUUACAAAUACAAUUUUUUCUCAAGAAGAGGGACAAUCUAAACAUUAUGUUACACUUUUUAUGAAAACAAUUAUUCAUGAUGAUUCAACAUUAAAAUGUAUUGAACCAGAAAAAAAUUCAAAUUGGAUUUGGGUUAAAUGGAAAGAUUUAAAUCAAAUGAAAUUAUUUGCUCCACUUAAACAAGCUGUUGACAAUUUGAAUUUUAAUCCAUUUAUUGAUUAA
This is a messenger RNA of Rotaria sp. Silwood1, 453 nucleotides long. Lineage: Eukaryota; Metazoa; Rotifera; Eurotatoria; Philodinida; Philodinidae. The record is from the annotation of a GenBank genome assembly.